Fonsecaea multimorphosa CBS 102226 is the source of this 1455-nucleotide messenger RNA. RefSeq lists its product as uncharacterized. The record is from RefSeq and is a predicted model, not a curated record. The transcript is spliced from 2 exons. NCBI's taxonomy places the organism in Eukaryota, Fungi, Ascomycota, Eurotiomycetes, Chaetothyriales, Herpotrichiellaceae. The coding region runs from base 1 to 1455 and encodes 484 amino acids.
AUGUCGAUAGGCACGGACUCUCAGUCAAGCUCCCGCGACCUCUCCUCGUCAAUCUCGUCACUCAACCAGUCGAGCAAGCGGACGUCAUCCGAGAUCUCCAAAAUCUACAAGCAUGCGUCUCAACUAUUCCUGACACGCCGGUUAUUAGAGGCUUAUGAAGCCCUACAGCCAGUUAUCGCCCCUCCAAGCCAGAAUAGACCGGACGACAGUCCAGCUCUCGCUCCCAUUGCGACCGCAACCACGAGUCAGCGCAUCAAGAUCUGGAGCUUAUACGUCACGCUCUUAAACUCCAUUGUUGAUCUCGGGUACGAAGAGGGGAAACAGCUCUUUGGGUCGAAAGAAUACAAAGAGAUUGUCCGGCGCGUACAGCAUGGCGAGAUCUGGGAGCAGGUCGUCAAGGAUGGGUAUCAGGGCCGAGAGGGCUCGGUUGACGCAGAGGUUGUCUACAACUUGUCUAAUCUCCUCCUCGGACAAGCUACAGACCAGAAGCUCAACCAGUCUCGCCUUGAAACCUACUUCUCGUCCUCUUCGCAACCAGACCUCGAUCUCCCGGCCCAUCUCGACCACGCCUUCAGCAAUGGCCAUCAACAAUCAACAGGAUUGAAUGGCGCCAACACCCCCAAAGACCUCACCUCGCGCAUAAAAGUCCUCGAAAUCUUCACGCUGCACGUCCUGCCUAGAAACGGUGAGUGGGAUUACGCAAAGAGUUUUAUCUCCAACAGUGAUAUUUUGGACGAGGAGAGACGGGACGCGUUUAUGCAGACACUUCAAGAACUGCAAGAUAUAACGGAAAAGGAAUCGAGCCUUGAAGCUGCGGAUGAGGACGUCUUUGAGGAUUCAGAGGAAGUGUUCUCAAAGCCAGGAGGAACCGGAGACGCCGGCGAUACUACCGGGGAAACGAUUUCUCCCUCCCAAAGUGGCGCAGGAUCCAAACACCAACGGACAAGUAGCGAAGUUGAUUACGGGAUCGAGCGGGCACAUCCAAACGGCGGCGUCCCAGCUGCAAGCAAGGCCCAGACGUCAACAAUGGCAUCUUCUUCGCCUAUGACCAGCCUUCCUCCUCAACCCGUCCCGACUGCACGGUCUCCUCCUCCACCACCCGCCGGUCCCCCGAGUUCUUCGGUACACGGCGGUCGCACCCACUUCUCACCUCCCGCACAAACACCCCGUCGUCCAGCCGGUACACGAAAGAAUUCCAAAUCCUCCUCCUCACAGAACGCAAUAACGGCCCAAGCCCGUCAGCUCUUCCUCGCCCUCUCAAACCUAGUGCGCAAUCUCGCCACGACCCUUCAAAAGAACCCCACGGCAAUGUUACGAUGGCUGCUUUUCGUUCUAGCGUUCGUAAUGGCAUUUUCCCAAAAGCACAUUCGAGAAAAGACCCGAGCAGUGGCGAGGAAGGGAUGGGAGAAGUUGCGGGGAACUCUUGGAAUGGGGGUUAAGGUUAGUUACAUCUGA